UCGUCUCUGUUUCAAGAGCAGUGCGAGUGUGUGUACAUCGAGCUAACGAAUGAAAGACGACCAAGAUCGACCCUGUGUCCAUCACGUCGCCGUACAUUCACCCUACGUACCUGCAGGGAAUUAAAGGAUAUUUCGUCCGAGAGGUCCCCACAUUUCAAGAGAAGACGAAAGCCUUAUUUGGAAAUCUUAUGGACGAAGAAAUGAGUCGCCAGACUGCCACCGCGCUGCCCACAGGAACCUCCAAGUGCCCCCCCUCCCAGCGCGUACCCACCCUGUCAGGCACCACUGCCUCCAACAGUGACCUGGCCAGCCUGUUCGAGUGUCCUGUCUGCUUCGAUUAUGUCCUACCCCCCAUCCUGCAAUGCCAGUCGGGGCACCUGGUAUGCUCCAACUGUCGGCCCAAACUUACCUGUUGCCCCACCUGCCGAGGCCCCCUGGGCUCCAUCAGGAACCUGGCCAUGGAGAAGGUGGCCAACUCUGUCCUCUUCCCCUGCAAGUAUGCCUCAUCGGGCUGCGAAGUCACCCUGCCUCACACCGACAAGACGGAGCACGAAGAGCUGUGCGAGUUCCGACCGUACUCCUGCCCCUGCCCCGGCGCAUCCUGCAAGUGGCAGGGCUCUCUGGACGCCGUCAUGCCUCACCUGAUGCACCAGCACAAGUCCAUCACCACGCUGCAGGGGGAGGACAUCGUCUUCCUGGCCACAGACAUCAACCUGCCGGGCGCCGUGGACUGGGUAAUGAUGCAGUCGUGCUUCGGCUUCCACUUCAUGCUGGUGCUGGAGAAGCAGGAGAAGUACGACGGCCACCAGCAGUUCUUCGCCAUCGUGCAGCUCAUUGGGACUCGCAAGCAGGCCGAGAACUUCGCGUACCGGCUGGAGCUGAACGGCCACCGGCGCCGCCUGACCUGGGAGGCCACGCCGCGCUCCAUCCACGAGGGCAUCGCCACGGCCAUCAUGAACAGCGACUGCCUGGUGUUCGACACGUCCAUCGCACAGCUGUUCGCCGAGAACGGCAACCUGGGCAUCAACGUCACCAUCUCCAUGUGCUAAGAACUUCGAGAGAAAGAAGGGGGUCAACAACAACAACAACAACAUAAAAAAAAAAGUUACAGAUUGUUUCCCAGUUGGGGGGAGGCGAAGGGGGGAGGGGGGUGCAUUUUAAGAGUGCGGGAGGGGAGGAGGGGUCAAAUCAGUUGUGACCUCACAGCGCCCUCUCUCUCUCUCUCUCUUUCUCUCUCUCUGCCUCACCCCCUUGAGAUAGACUUUGACAUGGAACUCGGACUGUCUGAUGGGGCAGCCGUUGGAGGCCCAGGGGGUGGGUGGGAUGGAUGAUGGAUGGAUGAUUGGAUGGAUGGAUGGAUGGAGACGGAUGAGUGAAGAAAUGGAGAAUAAAAAAAAAAAAACACGAGGACAUAACUGUAGUGAUGGCUAUAGCCUUAUAAACACACACAUAUAUAAACAUAUAUAUGUGAGACACGUGCACGCUCACGCCGUCUCGCCCUCUCUCUCUCGCUCUCUCUCUUCGGUCAUAAACACGGACACAAACUGACAAGCUGUUCAGUCAAACACUCUCGUCUCUUUGUCAGCGUCUCUUCUCAGUGACCCCGCCCCCCUCACCACUCCUGCUUCUUCCCACUCUUAUUUCAUUUUUUUUUUUUUUUAGUUGUCUCUCUCUCUUUCAAACUUCGUCUUUCACCCUGAGACAUUUCAGACACUACAGCUCUCCAGUCUGUACUCCCACAGAGACGCAGGAGGCUGGUCAGAGGAGCAGCUCUGUGAACCUGACAGCUACACACACCGAGGAAGACUCAAGCUAUGUAUUUCAACCAUGGACUCUUGGUCAGUGCUAGGCAGUUAGCCAGCUAUCUAGCCCCCCCCCCC
Molecule: messenger RNA, 1880 nt
Organism: Scomber japonicus (chub mackerel)
Lineage: Eukaryota; Metazoa; Chordata; Actinopteri; Scombriformes; Scombridae
Gene: siah1
Product: siah E3 ubiquitin protein ligase 1
Exons: 5
Coding region: 189-1049 (286 amino acids)
Biological process (GO): multicellular organism development; proteasome-mediated ubiquitin-dependent protein catabolic process
Cellular component (GO): cytoplasm
Molecular function (GO): ubiquitin protein ligase activity; ubiquitin conjugating enzyme binding; zinc ion binding
Source: RefSeq, a predicted model, not a curated record